AUGGAGAUGUUUCUCCAGGCUUCCGAUACAGCAAGUGAAAGACACGAGUCUCGCCAGGAACUCUUUCGAGAGCGUGCCAUCCAUAAAAAGCAUGACCGUCCUGCUAAGGUCAAAGCCCUUUACCUUUACCAGAGGCGUGUGAAACUCUGGAUCGGGUUUCUUGUUGACACCGGAAGGGUCCCAGAUAGCUAUGAGAUCAAAAAAGGGUCUCCUACUCCCGAUGUCAACUUGAUCAAAGCUUUCAUCCGCUGUGGAUUAAAAAUGAUCUGA
This is a messenger RNA of Penicillium robsamsonii, 270 nucleotides long. RefSeq lists its product as uncharacterized. The record is from RefSeq and is a predicted model, not a curated record. Bases 1 to 270 code for a protein of 89 amino acids. The transcript has 3 exons. NCBI's taxonomy places the organism in Eukaryota, Fungi, Ascomycota, Eurotiomycetes, Eurotiales, Aspergillaceae.